Saprolegnia diclina VS20 is the source of this 881-nucleotide messenger RNA. RefSeq lists its product as hypothetical. The record is from RefSeq and is a predicted model, not a curated record. Bases 26 to 841 code for a protein of 271 amino acids. The transcript has a single exon. Lineage: Eukaryota; Oomycota; Saprolegniomycetes; Saprolegniales; Saprolegniaceae.
AUUUGCCUUGUCGUACAUACACAACAUGCUCGCCUACGGUAUUCUCUCGGUCGUUUUGGCCGUCGCCGCCUGUCUCUUGGCGUCCUUCGCGCUCGUCGUGCCCGCUUGGUCGGCGCUCGACAACGUCGCGUUCACCGGGUCGUCGUUCACGCUCCAUACGCCCUUUGCCGCCGGCGUGUGGGGCUACUGCACGGACGUGCGCAUGGACACGUCCGCGGGCUCGUACCUCGGCCACUGCGUCCUCUACCAGCGCCACGCGUCGACGACCAACACCAACUCUGUGACGAUCGAUGGCACCGGCCUCUGCACGCUUGAGACGACAUCGUCGGCGUACACGGCCCUUCUGUCGGCGUCCCAUUUGGACGCGUCCGUCUUUGACACCUUUGCUGCUGAUGCGUGCGGUGUCUCGGCGUGGCUCGCGCUAGCGUGCAUUCAAGUUGUCAUUGCGCUUGCAGCGAUCGGUAUCGUCGCCGAGUGCGUUGCGCUUAUCGCUGGCUGCUGCGGCGGGAAGCGCUUCCUCCAAGCCCACGCGACCCUCGUCCACCUCACGGCCAUGAUGCUUGCGCUCUUUAUGGCGAUUGUCACCAUGCUUGCAUGGGCCGUGCAGACGCCGUCGCAUGUGUCGUACGCCGCGUCGUUCCACUGGCUCAUCGCCGCGUUUGUGUUUUGUAUGGCGUCGGUCGCUUGUGGCUUCAAGUACCGCAUCGAGGCGCUGCGCGUCGCGAGCUUUAGCCCUAUCCCGCUGCCGACGCGGCCAUCGGUCACCAAAGACGAUGACAUCUUUGGCACGUCCCAGACGCCGUACCAGGAGGAAGAAGAACAGGAGCCAGCGAUCGUCUAGUGCAUACUCACAGUGAAUCGAAUUGUCUUCGCAUCCUCGA